This is a messenger RNA of Mollisia scopiformis, 1676 nucleotides long. Its product is annotated as glycosyl transferase. Gene Ontology annotation, cellular component: membrane; Golgi apparatus. Gene Ontology annotation, biological process: protein N-linked glycosylation; protein O-linked glycosylation; cell wall mannoprotein biosynthetic process. Gene Ontology annotation, molecular function: alpha-1,2-mannosyltransferase activity. The record is from RefSeq and is a predicted model, not a curated record. Bases 242 to 1477 code for a protein of 411 amino acids. The transcript has 4 exons. NCBI's taxonomy places the organism in Eukaryota, Fungi, Ascomycota, Leotiomycetes, Helotiales, Mollisiaceae.
CUCUCUUUCGCACCGCUAUCGUCGACUCCUAUUCUGGCUGACGCGUGUGGUGUGACCCCUUUUACACUGCUCUUCUUUCUUCCUUCUCAACAACGACACAUUCGCAGUGUCAAUUUCUCUUCCUUCUUUUUAAGAACGUCUUUGGGUAGUCGUUUGGUCGCAGCCUUUUGGGUGCUGACGACUGAUUCUUGGUUACGGCCUCUUCCGUUCAAACCACAUCAUCCAAAUCAAUCUUGCCAAGAUGGCAUCAGGCACUGCGAGAUACUUGAGAUAUAUUCUCUUCGCCUUCUUUGGGCUUGCUGUCCUCUACUUUAUUUCUUCCUCCUCGACGCAAAGAUUACCUUCCCCGGGGCAGAUACUAGGUGGAAAUAAAGACUACAAUGGCAUACCAAAAGCCGGCACGACAGGUGUUCCAUCGCCUUCAACAGACUCAUCGACAUCUUUGACAGGCACGACGCCCAAUAAUUUGGGUGCUUUCCCACCUGCGACUGCGGACGGCCCCAAGAUGAAUGCGACGUUCGUUACUUUGGCACGAAACUCAGAUAUAUGGGAGAUUGCUAGAUCUAUUCGUCAAGUCGAGGAUCGAUUCAACAGAAAGUACCACUACGACUGGGUGUUCUUGAACGAUAAGCCUUUCGAUGCGACUUUCAAGAAGGUUACCACCUCCCUCGUAUCUGGAACUACACACUAUGGAGAAAUUCCAAAGGAGCAUUGGUCUUUCCCAGAACACAUCGACCAGGACAAAGCACGAAAAGUCCGUGAGGAUAUGGCGCAACGCAAGAUCAUUUACGGAGACUCUGUCAGCUAUCGUCAUAUGUGCCGUUUCGAAUCAGGCUUCUUCUUCCGUCAGCCCUUGAUGCAGAACUACGAAUGGUACUGGAGAGUUGAGCCAAGCAUUGAGCUCUUUUGUGACAUCGACUAUGACGUUUUCAAAUUCAUGUCGGAUAACAAGAAGAAGUACAGUUUCGUAUUGAGUCUUUACGAAUACGUUGAGACUAUUCCGACACUAUGGGAUAGCACCAAGAAAUUCAUGAAGGCACAUCCCGAACAUAUCGCCGAGGGUAACUCUAUGGGCUUCUUGAGUGAUGAUGGUGGAGAUACAUACAAUCACUGCCAUAUGUGGUCGAAUUUUGAAGUCGGAAACUUGAAUUGGCUCCGAUCGCAAGCCUACAUCGAUUACUUCGAGUCCCUCGAUCAGGAUGGAGGAUUCUUCUACGAACGAUGGGGUGAUGCUCCGGUCCAUUCGAUUGCUGCCAGUCUCCUGCUCAAGAAAGAAGAGAUUCACUUCUUCAAUGACAUUGCUUACUACCACGUUCCUUUCACUCAUUGCCCAACUGGCGAGAAAACUCGUCUGGAUCUAAAAUGUCACUGUAAUCCAAAGGACAAUUUCGACUGGAAGGGAUAUUCAUGUACAUCUCGAUUCUUUGAGAUUAACGGCAUGGAGAAGCCAGAGGGUUAUGAAAAUCAACAAGACUAAUAAGCAACAUCAUGUGCAUUUUCAGGGGAUAGCAUUUCUUUGGGGCAGCUUGAGGAUCUAAUCCGGCAUGAUAGGGCGGCGUUGGUGUGUUGAACUUCGAACUCAAGCGUAUGUAGAUAUAGGUUCGUGGGAUUGGACAGGUUAGGCCAAAAACGUUUCGUUUGCGUUGAUACUCAAAUGUUGGUGAUCGGGACUGCAC